This is a messenger RNA of Effrenium voratum, 9161 nucleotides long. The record is from the annotation of a GenBank genome assembly. NCBI's taxonomy places the organism in Eukaryota, Dinophyceae, Suessiales, Symbiodiniaceae.
GUCAAACCUGCAGCAGUUGGUGGAUGAGAUGAUCGAUGAAAGCACUCUGCAGCCCAUCCGAGAGAUCCGGAGAGAUGAUCAGCUGGCAGACAGGCUCUCUCAGGAGCUGCUUCAGCUGCUGCGGGCGGUGACCUUGGACGAUGGCCAGCUGCGGAGCUUCAUCGAUGGCCUUCGGAACUCCCUCCACCUCACCCAAGGCCCUCCGGGAACGGGCAAGUCCUACCUGGGAGUGGUCAUGGUGCGCGCGCUGCUGAUCAUCCGAAAGCUUUGGCAGCAAGUGAAUGCCACCGUGGGCACGCCGCCCAUCCUGGUCCUUUCGUACAAGAACCACGCCAUCGACGAGUUCCUCUGUGACCUCAUCCAAGCCGAGCCCCGCCUCGGCAGAGGCAACGUAGACAUGAUCCGCAUCGGAGGGAGCGCCAGCAUGGACCCCCGGCUCAGCAGCUUCUCGGAGCGGUACCUGGGCCGACGGGAUCCGCAGGUGGCGCAGCUGAAGCAGACGCUGGAGUGGCUCCACGACUUGUCCAACGCCUGCAAGGCCCUGGUGGCCCAAUCCUCCAGCUUCGCGGGGCACAAGGCCGAUAUGUUUGAUCGAGGGCAAGACCAGAGCGAUGCUGCUCAGAAGAAACGCAACAGGUGCGCCUAUGCGGCUACCGAGAUGCUCAUGGCCACGGUGAUUCGAUGCAAUGUGAUCCAAGCCGCCCUGGAAAAGGAAGACGACCUGCAGCUGUGCUGGGACUUGGACUUCAUCAGGGAGGACCUGAGCGACCCUCACGGGCGGAAAACCAAUCGGAAGAUCAAGCCCCAAAAGGUGCAGCAAGAGAUCUUGAAGCUGAAAGAGGGCAUCCAGCACUAUGUGGAUUUAGGCUUCGAUCAGUACGAUGAUCCAGGCGAGAUUCUGUACAUGUUCAUCCGCGGUGACCGGCCUCUCCCAAUGUGCGCCUAUCCGCCCUUCUGCCCUGAUCUGGCCUACGACGAGGAAGCCCCGCUUUGCGAAAAGCACCGGUGCUGCUUUGACCUGGAGGACUGCAGUUGGUGCCGCCAGCCGGUGGUGCCCGGGCGCCGGGCCUGUGCAGACCACGCCUGUGGCGCGGACGACUGUCCCUACCGGAAGCUGGUGGGGGAGGACUUUUGCAAGACCCACGCCUGCUUCACUUGCCUCAAGCUCGGGGACAAGGCGUUGAUGGCCAAAGACGCGCCCCCGAGGAACGUUUGCAAAAAGCACGCGCUAUGCACCCGCUGCUUGAAGCCGGCGCUGCCGGAGAAGUCCUACUGCGAGGAUCACGACCUGCGCUGCCGCGCCGAGGACGACGGCAAGCCCUGCGCGAACAAGGCGGUGUCCUCGUACAUCCCCUUCUGCAAGAAACAUUUCCACAACGUGAUGCGGCCGGGGCGAUGGCGGGUGGCCGAAGUGGCCGAGGCCGAGCUGGCUUCUGGCAGUGAGGAUGAGCCUCCUGUGCGGCCGGAGACGACAACUUGCCAGGGCUUGACCAAGAAGAAAAAACCGUGCAAGUCGAGAGCCAUGCCGGGGUCCAACUUCUGCAAUGCGCAUGCUCCUGCGAAAGACUCCUUCCAGGCGCACGCGAGCCAGGGGCCACAGUCCUUCUACCAGCCCGUGAAGGCGAAGGAGCCGGAGCUGCCGGAGCCGCCGGAGCCCUCGGAGCCGGCGGCGCCGGAAGAGGCGCCGGCGGCGCCGGAAGAGGCGGAAGAGGCGGAGGACUUUGCCUCGGUGGCGUCAUCUGAAGGCCGUCCUCCACAGAUCGAGGAGGGCAGGUAUGACAACCAAGACGAAGUGGAGGAAGCGGAGGGGCUGCAACACCUGCGCGAGGUGUUUGACACGGCGGACUGGAGCGACGAGUCCUCGGUGGAGGAAGCCGAGGAGGUCUUGGAGGAGCCACAAGAAGCGGAGGUGUGCGGUCUCUUGGACCCAAAGCAAUGGACCUGGGAGAUGACGCUGGAGGAGCGCUGGGAUUCCUGCUUGCUGCUCAUGGCAUCUCACCGGGAGCUUUUGCAGCAGGUCAUCGGGAAGAUCAAGCGUCAGAGCUGGGUGCAUCGGCGGGAUCUUCAUGAGGCAGAGGUGCGCGCCAACACCAAAGUCUACGAGAACAAGUCGGUGAUCGGGGGCACCAUCGUGGGCUGCAUCAGCCGCCUGGAGGCGAUCCGGUCCACACGGCCCUUUGCCAUUGUGGUGGAGGAGGCUUCGGAGGUGCUGGAGCCUCUGCUGUUCGCUUGCUUCUGCCCCUCCACCGUGAAGCUGGAAAUGAUCGGAGAUCACCUGCAGCUGCAGCCAUCCAUCAUGCAGAAGUUUACCUUUGAGAGGAUCAACAACGUCAACAUCUCCAUGUUUGAGCGCCUCAUCCGAGCGCCCGAUGAUCACAGGGUGCCCUCCUCCGUGCUAUCUGUGCAGCGGCGAAUGCGCAAGGAUGUGUGCGACCUCACCCGUGAAUACUACGCGGAGAUCACCAGCAUCGAGGACCACGAGCAGUGCUGGUCGCGGCGGAUCCCGGGGAGCCUCGCCCAUCGGAGCCAUUUUCAGGGCCGCGAGAUCCCAGGAGUGCAGUCCCACGUCUACCUUUGGACACACGCGGGCAGCCAGGGCAAAGCUGAGGUGGGCCUUUCCAAGAUCAACCGGCAGGAAGCCGAUAUGGCAGUUUGGCUGGCAUACUAUUUGGUGGAGUGCGGCGUACCAAAGAAAUCCAUCGUCAUCCUGACGCCGUACAAGGGGCAGCUCAUGCUCAUGCGGAAGAUACUGCUGAGCGACCAGACGGGCACCUGGCUUCUGUCCCGGGACAACACCGAGGAGAACCAGAUCCGGCUCUCCACGGUGGAUCGCUUCCAGGGGGACGAGGCGGAUGUGGUCAUCGCCUCACUGGUGGUGGAUGAGCACUCGCGGACCCCCUUUGUGAAGCUGGUGAACCGGAUGAUCGUGCUGCUGUCCCGCGCGCGGCUGGGCAUGUACAUCCUGGGAAACACCGGGUACUUUGAGAACUCGCGGCCCGAGAAGCACUGGCAACGUACUUUCGAGAUCCUCAAGGAGCCGUGCCUGACCUCGGACAGCAAGGCGGGUCCGGAUGUGGGCCUCUUCGAAGCGCCGCGGGUGGGCGCUGAGCUGCCGCUGGUGUGCCCCCAGCACACAGAGUCCACCUUCCGGGCGGCGAAGGCUUCGCAGCUGAAGCUGGGCUUCUGCAAGGCGAAGUGCGAGGAGCCGCUGAGCUGCGGCCACGGCUGCCACUUGGAGUGCCACUGGCCAAAGCAGAAGCACAACGACGCCUGCCAGGCCAUGGUGCCAUCGCCCUGCUCCCGCCACGAUGCGGACAUCACCUGCAAGAGCGUGUUUGCAAAUAGCGCGAACGCUACGGGCCGAGAGACUGUGCAGGAGGCGCUGCGCUCCUACCGCUGCCCGGUGAAGGUUCCCCUCUUGCUGCCCUGCAGCCACGAAGCUACCCUCAGCUGCGCGGAGGAGGAGGACAUCCAAAGCGGCAGCAAGGCCAUGCCGAGGUGCGACAAGCCUUCCCACACGCCGUAUAUCUAUGACGUGUGCAAGCACCCUCUGGACGUGACCUGCUUCAUGCUCUUGGAGUACAAGCGGAAUCCUGCCAAGGUGCCGCGGUGCGAGUACACCGUGGAGUAUUUGCCCUCUUGUGGCCACACCAUCUCUGUGAAGUGCUGGCUGAGGCAGUCCUACGAGCGCGCGCGGGAGCAGUUCAUUUGCCCCAAGAAGUUGGAGGUGGCUCUGCCGCGGUGCCACCACAAAGCCAAGGUCUCCUGCGCCGAAGAGCUGGAGCUGCGCAAGUGGGACGGAGGUCGCUGCAAGGAGCAGGGCAAGGUCUAUGAGGGGGAGGCGUACGGCCCGACGGACCGCGUUUGCAAAGAGACGGUGACCUUCAUGCGAAAGUGCGGCCACGAGGAGUCGGUGAGGUGCGAGCGAGCCUUCGACCUGGCGAAGAUCAAGUCGCACUGCGAGGUGCAGGUACAGAUGGUGCAUCCACAUUGUGGGCACGAGUGCCGCGUUCCCUGUCACAAGCAGCAAGAAUAUGCACAUCUGCCGCGGCCGAAUGGCCCCCUGGACUUUGCGGAGGAGUCGGCGCCGGCUCCCUCGGUGCUGCCGGGGGUGGUCUGCCAGAGCCAAGUCACCAUCCAGCGCCGCUGUGGUCACCAGACCAAAGUGGCCUGCGGCCGGCGCGGCACCUUGGGCCCCUGCGAGGAGAAGUGCCAGGUGGAAAGCCCGUUGUGUGGCCACAGCAUCGAGGUGCCCUGCUACGAGGCGUCGGCCAUGAAGGACUGGAAGCCAUGGCCCCGGGAGGUGGCGGAGAGCCUGAGGGAGGGUAAGCUCCAGGGGAGCGCGAGGCCCCAGGAGCAGCCCCCGCGGGAGCAGCUCCUGCACUUGGCCAAGACCUGCAAGAGCUCGGUGCAGGUGGUGCGGCCCUGCGGGCACGUGGCGCAGUUCGCCUGCACGCAGCUCGGGAAGAUCCUUCAGGAGGGGGUCAAGGGCCGGUGCAACGAGUCCGUAGAGCGGCCCCUGCGAUGCGGACACCUGGCGACGGCUCCCUGCCAGAAGCACCAGGAGUACGCGGAGGGCAAGACGAGCAUCACCUGCAAGGAGAAGGCGCUGCGAGAGUGCUGGAACGCCGCGCAGUGCCAGUCCCGGCGACUGCGGGUGGAUUGCUCCGCUUCUGGGCGGCUGUGCUGCGACCGGGAGACCGAGUGGAGGUGCGAAGCCGGGCACAGCUACCGCCUGAAGCUCUGCCGGGAGGGCUCUCCGGAGGUGUGCCCCGCCUGCCAGGAGGACCGCCUGACGCAGGAGAUCCAGGCAGUGACCGAGGCGCUCCAGGACGAUGUGCCCCUGCCGCCCUGGGAGUCGCCUUUUGAGUCCGAGGACCUGAAGGAGCUACCGCAGAGCCCAGAGCUGCGAGAGGAGUUCCGGUCCAAUCAGCUGGUGCUGCUGCAGAACUUCCAGACCCGCCAGGAGCGUGCCAAAGAGUGGCAGCGCCACGUCUUCGAGCCGAAGCUGGUGCCAGUUUUCCAUCAGCUCGAGAAGAACCAACGCGCUGGAUUCUUCCCUACCAUGGCAAAGGCGAACACGCUGAAUGGCAUCCAGGUGCACCGGGUGACGGUGGGAAACCUCACGGGCCUGGCCAGCAAACUAAAGGGAGAAGCCGUGCAGCUGCAGCUGGGGGUGGCCUACUCCCUGGCGGGCUGCCACGAGAACUGGCCCAACAAGAAGAACAAGCAGGCGGUGAAGAAUUGGAAGCAGCAGGGCUUCGAUUGCAUGGAGGCGCAGGAUCCCAUAGCGCCCAAGCGCUUCCUGGUGUGGGCGCCCUUUGCCAUCUACGGCACCCACCUCCUCAACGCGUCGCAGGAGCGCCUCUUGAAGGCGGCGGCCAUACUGGAGGCGAGAAGUGGCCCCAGCUCUUUGCUGCCGAGGCAGAUCCGCUUGGACCCGCCCAGCGGGCCUCUAGUGCUCGCUUCAGAACAGCCUGAACAUGGCCCGGACGGGGACGCCCGGUACGGCCAGAUUGAGGAGCUUCAAGGGACGUUGGCCGAGACCUUCGUCUUCCCGCGGGAGUGGGACGGCGCUUUGGCAGGCGGGCUCAGCGAUCGGCACGAGGCUGAGCUGAGACAGAAGCUGUCCUGCCUGAACAGCUCCGCCACGCCCUUCGCGGGGAAGAACCUCCUGCAGCAGCUGAAAGCGAGCUGCGAGGUGGCGCUGCUGGACUUGCUGCUAGCCCUGGAGCUUCCGGAUGAAGAGGAGUCUGAGGCCGCCUUGGAGACGUACUUGAAAGCCGUUCGAGCCACGCCGAGGCAGGAGGCUCACCCCCUGCUGCUCCUGGCCCUCUGUCGCCGCCCCGCGCCCAACGCGCCCAACGCGCCCAACGCGCCCAACGCGCCGCCGGCCUCGGUGCUGCAAGCCUUCCCGGCGCUGCAGCCGCUGCUCAGCGAGGCGGAGAAGGCGCGCCUGGCGCCUGAGACGGCGGCCGUGGCAGGGACGGAAGCGGCGGCGGUCUGGGAGGAGAUGAAGGAGACCAAAGGCUGCAGCUCGGAGGCGAUGGAUGAGCUCAUGGCGCUCACGGGCCUGAAGCGGGUCAAGGACACCGCAGUGGCACUCUACAAGUCGGCCCUGCAGUUCCAGCGGAUGAGUCCGGAAGCGCGGAAGGCAAACGCCAUGGCCUUGAACUACUGCUUCCUGGGGAAUCCGGGCACCGGCAAGACCACGGUGGCUCGCCUCUUCGCGGCAGUGCUCCAUGAUUCCGGGCUCCGCAGCAAGAACGUCUUCAAGGAGUGCGGGGCACAGAAGCUGAAGGACGACGGCAUCGACGAGUUCCGGACCUCCGCGCAGGAGGCGCUGGAUGGAGUGCUCUUCAUCGAUGAGGCCUAUGACCUCGAUCCACUGGGCGACAAGUUCAAGGGUGCGCCCAUUGUCAACGAGCUGGUGACGCUGACGGAGAACGAGAGGGCCAGAUUGACCUGCAUCCUCGCGGGAUACGAGGAUGACAUGAACAACAAGUUGUUUGCCUACAACAGCGGCCUGAAAAGCCGCUUCACGGAAGUGAUCUUUGAGGAUUUCGACGAGAGCGAGUUGAGCAAAAUUUGGGAGCAGAACAUGGUGAAGCGGGGCUGGUCGGCGGAAGACCCGCGCCUCACUGCUGUGGCGGUGCGGAGGAUCUCGAAGUCGAGGGGACAGAAGGGCUUCGGCAAUGCCCGGGAGGUGCGGAAGCGUGUGGAGAUGGCUACGGCGCGUGCCAUGAGCCGAGAGGACUGGAGCCCGGAGCAGAUGCUGCUGCGCUUUGUUGAUGUCAUCGGGGAGGACCCGCGGGCAAAUCCGAAGCUGAAAGCAGUGCUGGAGCAGAUCAAGGUGAAGACUGGGUGGAAGAGCAUCAAAAAGGCCAUUGACGACCUGGUGGAUGUCUGUGGGACCAACUACCAGCGGGAGCUGGAUGGCCAGUCUCCGCUCCCCGUUUUCCUGAACCGCUUGUUCCUGGGGAAUCCCGGCACAGGCAAGACCACCUGCGCCAAGCUCUACGGCGACGUGCUGAAGCGCCUGGGCUUUCUGAGCUCCGGGGACGUGGUCUUCAAAACCGCCGGGGAUUUGGGGGGCUCCGUGGUGGGAGAGGCGCAGCAGAAGGUGAUGUCGGUGCUUCAGUCCGCUGCUGGGAAGGUCUUGGUGAUAGAUGAGGCCUACAAUUUGGACGACAACUUGUAUGGUAAGCAGGUUCUGGACGUCUUGGUGGAGAAAGUGCAAGGAUCCGAGAAUGACGACCUCGCCGUGCUGCUUUUGGGCUAUGAGGAGCCCAUGGCGGCCAUGCUGCGGAACCAGAACCCCGGCCUGGCGCGGCGCUUUCCGCUGGACAUGGCCUUCCGCUUCGAGGACUACACGGACCAGGAGCUCCAUCAGAUCCUGCGGAAGAACUGUCAGCAGAAGGACGUAAAGCCAAGCUCGGUCUUUCAGGAGAAGGCCAUGAUCAAGCUGGACAUGCUCCGGAGGAGCAGUUCCAACUUUGGGAACGCCGGGGCGGUCGAGAACUUGCUCAAGGCUGCCAUGCUGAAGGCUUCCGCUCGAGGUCAUGCGCUGCAGCUCGAAGCGUGCGACAUUGACCUGGGCGAUGAGGGUGCGGAGGACCCGUUCGGGCCCUUGGAUGAGCUCUACCGCAUGGACGGUGUCAAGCAGAGGCUGCAGCAGAUGAGCAACGCCUUUGCCGUGGCACAGAAGGAGGGCGCAGAGUGCCCGGAGCUGGGCCACUUCGUGUUCACCGGGGCGCCGGGCACCGGCAAGACCACCGUGGCCCGCGUCAUGGCCAGGAUUCUUUUCCAGCUCCGUCUUCUACCAAAAGAUCACGUUCAAGAAACAUCCGGCCUCAAUCUCACGGGUGAGUACGUGGGGCAAACCAAGAAAAAGGUGGAGGAGCAGUUGGAGGCCGCCAAGGGCGGGGUGCUCUUCAUCGAUGAGGCCUACGAGUUGGGCAAGGGGCCGUUUGGCGCGGAGGCCUGUACCUCCAUCGUGGCGGCCAUGACGGACCCCAAGUACCGAGGCGUGGUCAUCAUCAUCGCGGGGUACCCGGGUGACAUCAACCAGAUGUUGGACACCAACCCCGGGCUCAAGAGCCGCUUCACCCACUUCAUUCCCUUUGAGGACUGGGCGGCGGAAGAUUGCCUCCACCUCUUCCGAAAGAGAGCGGCCAAGGGGAACUACGCCCUGCCUGAGGCAGCCGCCCAAGCCCUGCAGGAGGGUUUUUGCCAGCUGCUGCUGUUGGAUGGCUGGGGCAACGCCCGGGACGUGGACAAGAUCUGGAAGCAGUCGCUGCAGCAGCGGGCCAACCGCGUCGUCCAGGCGGACGAAGGCGCAGAGAAGACCCUCCAGCUGCAGGAUGUUCAGCCAGCUCUGGAGCAGAUGCUGGCAGCAAGGCGAGGAAGGCCAAAGCCCAGCAUGCCAUCCUUCGACUGGAGGGACUUACCCUGCCAGGGCCAAGAGAGUCACGCUGAACGUGUGGAGCAAGCUCAAGGCAAGCAAGAGGGCAAGGACGAUACCCAGGAGGCGCCUCCACAAGCAACAGACGGCAGGGACCCCGGGGUCAGCGACGACGUGUGGGCGGAGCUGCAGCGAGCCAAGGAGGCCUUGGCAGAGGAGGAGGCGCGCCAACUCAGAGAGCAGCAGGAGGCCGAGGCCCGGGAAGAAGCCAUCCAAGCUGCCAGGGAGGAGGAGCUGCGUCGGCAGAUGGAGGCCUACUUGCAGCAGCUAGCGGAGGAGGCUGAGCAGGCGCGGUUGGAGGAGGAGCGGCGCCAGAAGGAGGCAGAGCUCCGGGAGCGAUUGGAACGGGAGCGCCGGGCGCGGGAGGAGCAACAGCGCCAGGAGCUUUUGCGGCAGCAGGCAGAGGCCGCGCAGCGGCGGGCCAUCCAAGAGAAGCUGCGUCAGAUCAGCCCCUGCCCUGCGGGCUUCAACUGGUACAAAACCGGCGGCGGAUGGCGAUGCGGAGGCGGAAGUCAUUUUGUGUCAGAUGAGCAGCUGCAGCGUCAGUUUACCCACUGAUGCGGAGAGAGAGGGGUGGGCAAGUGCGAAGCAAGCCCAAGGUUGGCUUCGUAGCCCUGCCCGCCCCAUCAGACACCCAGACAUGGGUGGACCGUGAGGCAUGUGUCAGAAAUAGCUUUGAGCCAGCAGGAUCCUUUGG